This is a messenger RNA of Onychostoma macrolepis, 2937 nucleotides long. It is a transcript of the gene celf6, whose product is annotated as CUGBP Elav-like family member 6. The record is from RefSeq and is a predicted model, not a curated record. Gene Ontology annotation, cellular component: cytoplasm; ribonucleoprotein complex; nucleus. The transcript has 13 exons. Gene Ontology annotation, molecular function: mRNA binding. Gene Ontology annotation, biological process: regulation of alternative mRNA splicing, via spliceosome; mRNA splice site recognition. Bases 178 to 1617 code for a protein of 479 amino acids. NCBI's taxonomy places the organism in Eukaryota, Metazoa, Chordata, Actinopteri, Cypriniformes, Cyprinidae.
ACGCGGGGAGAGAGACAGAUGGAGAAAGUGAAAGAAUCCUGAGGAGAGCAAACGCAAGACGAAGAACACCAAGAGAGGAGCUUAUAGCAGUGAUAGAGGGAGAGGAAGAGACAGAAAGAGUGAGGAGGAGGAGUGGAUGGUAGAGAGCCGGAGACACAGCGCGCCGGAGGGAGAAAGAUGGCCUCGGUAACGGCGGAGAAUGGCUUCAGCACCGCGAACAGCUCCGGUAGAAUGAACGGACUCAACAGCGCGAUUCCCAUGAAAGAUCACGACGCCAUCAAGCUCUUCAUCGGUCAGAUCCCGCGAAACCUGGAGGAGAAAGACCUCAAGCCUCUGUUCGAGGAGUUCGGAAAGAUCUACGAGCUCACGGUGCUCAAGGACCGGUUCACCGGGAUGCAUAAAGGAUGUGCCUUUCUAACGUACUGUGCCAGAGAGUCAGCGCUGAAGGCCCAGAGCGCUCUCCACGAACAAAAGACUCUACCCGGGAUGAACCGGCCCAUCCAGGUGAAACCGGCCGACAGUGAAGGACGAGGAGAAGACCGGAAGCUGUUUGUGGGCAUGCUGGGGAAGCAGCAGAGUGAAGAAGAUGUGCGGCGGCUGUUCGAUUCGUUUGGCCAGAUAGAGGAGUGCACCGUGCUGCGGGGGCCUGAUGGGGCCAGUAAGGGCUGUGCUUUUGUGAAGUUUUCCAGUCAUGCAGAAGCCCAGGCUGCGAUUAACAGUCUCCACGGCGGACAGACGAUGCCGGGCGCGUCCUCCAGUCUGGUGGUGAAGUUUGCAGACACCGAUAAGGAACGGACCCUGCGCCGGAUGCACCAGAUGGCCGGUCAGCUCGGCAUCUUCAGUCCCAUGACCAUCCAGUUUGGAGCGUAUGGAGCUUACACACACGCUCAGAUCCUGCAGCAGCAGCAGCAGCAGCAGCAGGCGGCGCUCAUGGCAGCGACGCAGGGAUCCUAUCUCAACCCGAUGGCUGCCAUCGCCGCCGCUCAGAUGCAGCAGAUAGCAGCUUUCAACGUCAAUGGCCUGGUGGCUGCACCCAUGACGCCGUCUUCAGGCGCCAGCACUCCACCAGGCAUCAGCGCCAGCGCUGUGCCCAGCAUCGCAGCUCAGAUCGGGGUGAACGGCUUCAGCGCACUCCCUCCCCAAACCAACGGACAGCCCUCCUCCGAACCCAUCUACACCAACGGCAUCCACCCGUACCCAGCACAGAGCCCGACGGUGGCCGAUCCUCUCCAGCAGGCGUAUGCCGGCGUGCAGCACUAUGCAGCAGCCUAUCCUGCCGCUUACGCGCCAAUCAGCCAAGCGUUUCCCCAGCAACCAGCCAUCAUCCCCCAGCAACAGCGGGAAGGACCGGAGGGCUGUAACCUGUUUAUUUACCACCUGCCGCAGGAGUUCGGCGACGUGGAGCUCAUGCAGAUGUUUCUGCCCUUUGGCAACGUCAUUUCCGCCAAAGUCUUCGUGGACCGGGCCACCAAUCAGAGCAAGUGUUUCGGAUUCGUCAGCUUUGAUAACCCGUCCAGCGCUCAGGCAGCCAUUCAGUCCAUGAACGGCUUUCAGAUCGGCAUGAAGAGGCUCAAAGUUCAGCUGAAGCGACCGAAGGACGCCAACCGGCCAUACUGACGCUGAUCGACCGCUGCCACCUUCACUCACAGGAUGAAGGACUACGACCCCUUAUUUCCACAAGUGCAGUAUCAAAAGACUUUUGCUCAGCUACAUAUCACGGGAGGCGAGCGGUCCCUGGGUUUUGCCGGAAAAUCACUGAGAGCUGGAAAAACUGGAGGAUUUUUUUCUGCCAACUUUCUUCUUUUUUCGCUUCGGCAUUUGCAGGAUGCUUUUUUUGCAUUUUGCAGAGACCGACUUUUUUGCUGCUGUUUUUUUUAGAUGAGAUUGAGAAAAAAAAAAAAACCUUUAUGAACACAUUAUGCUCAAAGCAUGCAUAAACACACACACACACACACACACACACACGUCUGCUGAGACCUUCAGAAUACCCUCGCCUUUACAUGCACACAAAACUCUGUUGAAAUCCUCAUGUAAAUGUAUUGAUCUCCACACACACACACACACACACACACACACACACACCAGCCUGCUGCCAUUUUUGGUUUUCGUGCCUACACUGGUAUCGCGUGAUCUGCGCUCUGGACGAGAAUCCAGGAAUAUCUACAUGCAUCAUUCCUUAGAAAAUAGGGACCAAAGGACUACACGCUUUUUAAAAGAUAUAAAUAUAUAUAUAUUUAAAAAAUCAAAAACUCUUACCUUGUAGCUGCAAGUAUAACGAUUACUAAUGUUAACAGUAGAAGAACGUAAAUCUGUAGGUCAGGCGGCCAAAACGUUUGCUCUGGUAGCUGUUUCUUGCACCGACGUAGAUUAGAAAUGUAGAAUAUAGGAGUAGAGUUGCUCAUUUUUCAUGUUUUGUAUUUAUUUUUAUUAGCGAAGAUAAUACUUGAACUUGUACAGAAGGAAGGAAGAUGUGCAGAAAGCUUUCCGGCCGCUGGAUCGUAUCGUUCAUCGUGUCGCGCUCUUUCUUCAUUCCACCAUUCGACGGAGAGACAAGCGGAACAGAUCCGGUAUCCCAGAAGCCUUUGUGUUCGUGUGACAAUCCACAGACGAUCGGACGUGGCUUUUUUGUACUCGGAGAGAAAGAUCGGACGUCGCUCGUCUCUGAACUUCAGACUUUAAUGAGACGAAACGGAGGAGGACGAGGAGGUCGAUAGCUACAAAAACUGCCAAAUGAACCACAAAAUGUUUUUGAUUGACGCUUGUGAUCUCGCUGCACAUCUAUCAGACGUGAUCUGUGCUGAAAUCCAGUGGAAAUCUAGCUGUAAUCAGAUGAACUGAUCAUAUCGCUCACAUUCACGCAAGCCACAGUUACGCUCGGUUGGUACACUGCAAAAAAUCAUUUCUUACUUAGUAUUUUUGUCUUGUUUUCUAGUAUAA